Perkinsus marinus ATCC 50983 is the source of this 1809-nucleotide messenger RNA. RefSeq lists its product as hypothetical. The coding region runs from base 1 to 1809 and encodes 602 amino acids. The transcript is spliced from 10 exons. Gene Ontology annotation, cellular component: cytoplasm. Lineage: Eukaryota; Perkinsozoa; Perkinsida; Perkinsidae. The record is from RefSeq and is a predicted model, not a curated record.
AUGUCGGCUACUGGUCGUCCUUAUUCCAGGCAUAUGAACCGUUUUGGGAGAUCGGAUGAAGCUCUGCAAGGUGUUCUAGCAUUCGAAAGAUGGGAUAGAAUGGCGCUAGCCAACAUCAGGAAAGUCCUGGAGCGCCACGGCUUCUCCUCUAAGGCUAUACUCGAUGGAGUUAGUGAUUCGGCGGCGGUGCUGUUACAGGAACCUCAUUUACUACCCAAGCUACAAAGGAUAGGAUCCCUACAGAAGAGCAGCCUUCAGCCGACAACUCCACCUGGUCCGUGGACAAAAGUGGAGAGUCGGACAUUCGUUAUGGAGCCGUCCCUUGAAUGUCCCCUCAAGUCCCUCGAGCUUCCUCGAUCUGUUGGAACCUUCACGGAAAGAGCGGCAUCUUUCAAGUUACCUCUGUCAAAGUACACUCGAGCAGACGAUAUGGUCGACAUCGUUGAGAGUCAGGGGUACAUUCACGUUUUGUCGGACUCAGUGGCCGACGGAAUGCGCCUCUACAGCGUUGACACCGACAAAUGGGAAUGCACACAGCGAUCUCUAGGGAUCAGUGCUGCGAGAUGGAUGCACACCGAUGCGCCCAGUGCAGAGGUUGUCGUUAAUGGUCGGAGGCCGAGAUCCAGAAACAAGCCCCAGUUGAUGGUGGUGGAUCAAAAAGUUCUUGUAUGGAACCCGGCAGCAGGGAUUCUGGUGGCAAUGCCUGAGCACAACAGGAACCGCGGUGUGGUCCAUCGCCUGUUCGUAUCGAAACCAGACUCCUUCAUCGCCGUGGCCGCCGGAGAUGGUCGGUCCCUCAAGCUCAUCGGAACGAGAGAAAUGUACGAAGUUGACAUAUCCCAAGAUUCCGCCCGCCUAAGACUCCUGCUGAGAUCCCCGGAGACCCUAGCCCACAUCACGAACAUUGCCUCUGGAGGUUCUGCGAUAGUGGUCACCGCACAGAAUGGUCGGGGCAUGCAGAUUGAUGCUCGGGGUGCAUCAAGGCUAGCUUUUCCAGUGGCACCGGUGGUCUAUGACUUCGCAAACAGUGUGUAUCAAAGUGCUGAUCCGACCGGGGCCUUCUUCUACCGUGUAGAAGUCGACGGCAGCAUAUGGGAGUGUCCCGGAGAGGCCUCGCGAGCUGGUUUUACCCUGUCUUCUGUCGUGGGGCGCAGUGGUACGAUAUUGAACUGCAGAGUCGGAGAGCUGGAGAUCGUCGAUACGGUUCAGCCGGCAUCGGUCCGUCAUUUGCCUUUGCGGGAAUGCGCUGUGCAGUGCAUAACAGAGAUGAAGGAGGGGCGGCAGCUAGCGAUACUUUAUACUGAUGGGUGGAUUGAUGUUAUCGAGAUCCUGCGAGAGCAACUAGCGGUGGCUGAGAAAGAGUACCGCCAGCUGAGGAGCCUCCCCACCAGAGAGGAUCACAGGACUGCGAGUGGGCAGCCGAAGCACGGUAAGGAAGAUGACGCCCCUCAUGUCGGGGGCAAUACCUUCGCUGGCGGUACGGGAGGGGCGGAUACUGCAGGUCUCGGGGGCGUUGGAGGGCCGUACCGGCUUGACAAGGGCCAUCCCGUCCAUCAGGUUAGCGAUGAAGUGAAGGCGUCAAUAUCCCCUGAAGCGGCCGAAGCUGCGCGAAAGAUGGGACAGGAAGCUCUACGCAAGAGGUUGGAGGAGAUCAGAAUGUCCGAGGCUGAUUGGCAACGAUAUAGAGAGAUCGUGGAUGGUGUAGCCGAUGAGAUUGCCCAACUUCGACGUGUGCUGCACACCGCAGACAGCAGGUUGAGGGAGAGGAAAUGGCUGGCGGGCACUGAAGGAGAGCUGGACGAAGAAUAA